AUGCCUUCCUACUAUACACUGGCUGAAGGCUGCCCCCAGCCAAGAGACGAUACCAGCGUCCAGCUUCGUAACGGAGCUGAUGGCGGCGGCCUUGUGUUGUUACAAGACACGCAGCUCAUCGAGACAUUAGCCCAUUUCUCAAGAGAGCGUAUCCCUGAAAGAGUUGUUCACGCGAAGGCUGCUGGCGCAUAUGGAGAGUUUGAGGUUACCCAUGAUUGCGGCGACAUAACCUCUGCUAGCUUCCUUAACACGGUUGGGAAAAAAACAAAAUGCCUGGUACGCAUUUCGACGGUAGGUCCCGAGCGAGGCUCGGCGGACACGGUUCGUGAUGUUCAUGGGUGGGCUAUGAAACUUUACACAGAUGAAGGCAACCUGGAUUGGGUUUUUAAUAACACACCCGUGUUCUUCGUCCGGGACCCCAUCAAGUUUCCUUCACUCAAUCGGUCACAUAAGAGAAAUCCAAGGACAAACACCGCCGACGCUGAUAUGGUAAGUGGCUUUGCGUCACAUCUUACAGGCUCCACCGUGCUAACUCUGCCAGUUUUGGGACUAUUCACGUCAGGAACCAAUCAGAGCCUAAUAUGGGCUAGCUUUCAUAUUGGGAACCCAGAAGGGAUCCAUGAACUUAUGCACUUGUUCAGUGACCGGGGAACGCCGGCAUCGCUGAGAAUGAUGCCCGCAUUCAGUGGCCAUACUUACAAAUUCACCAAACAGGAUGGUACAUUCAGCUACGUAAAGGUGCAUAUCAAACCACAGCUAGGCAUCAAGAACUUUGAUCGUGAAACCGCCACCAAAGUUGCAGGCGAGAACCCUGACCACCUGGUUGAUGACCUUUAUAACGCAAUUGCCAAGGGGGACUACCCGAAAUGGAACGUCUAUGUUCAAGUGUUGACACCCAAACAGGCCGAGGGGUACAAGUGGAAUAUAUUUGACAUGACCAAGGUCUGGCCUCACAAGGAUGUUCCCCUGAGGCAAAUUGGUGUCUUGACUCUUAACGAGAACCCAAACAAUUAUUUCGCAGAUAUUGAGCAGGCGGCUUUCUCGCCCUCGACAAUGGUCCCCGGAUGGGCGCCUUCUGCGGAUCCUAUGCUACAAGCUCGCAUGUUUGCAUAUCCGGACGCUGCACGCUAUCGAUUGGGGACGAAUUAUCAGAUGCUUCCUACAAACCAUGCCAAGGUGCCUGUUCACUGCCCGUAUCAACGGGACGGGUUUAUGAACUUCACCAACAAUUACAACGAUGAACCAAAUUACGUGGGCUCUCAGCUCAAACCCAUGGCCUUCAAGGUAGGCAGCAGGGAUGGUGGUUCGCUUUCGACCUUGACCGAACACGAGAGGUGGACUGGCCAGGUCCUGAGCUACACCAGCAAUGUGACGGCCCUGGACUUUGAGCAGGCGACUAGUUUGUGGGAUGUCAUAGGGCGAGAACCUGGCCAUCAAGAGAGAUUCAUUUCAAAUGUGGCUGCCCACAUAGCCGGCGUGACAGACAGCCGGCUCAGAUCCGCGGUGUCGACAAGGAUCUAG
Clonostachys rhizophaga is the source of this 1521-nucleotide messenger RNA. The record is from the annotation of a GenBank genome assembly. Lineage: Eukaryota; Fungi; Ascomycota; Sordariomycetes; Hypocreales; Bionectriaceae.